Messenger RNA from Quercus robur (English oak), 3156 nucleotides. Its product is annotated as bifunctional aspartokinase/homoserine dehydrogenase, chloroplastic-like. The record is from RefSeq and is a predicted model, not a curated record. The transcript is spliced from 18 exons. Gene Ontology annotation, molecular function: NADP binding; homoserine dehydrogenase activity; aspartate kinase activity. Lineage: Eukaryota; Viridiplantae; Streptophyta; Magnoliopsida; Fagales; Fagaceae. Bases 70 to 2814 code for a protein of 914 amino acids. Gene Ontology annotation, biological process: aspartate family amino acid biosynthetic process; L-homoserine biosynthetic process.
CAUUUCACUAAGCUGCCAAACAAAACUUAACUCUCUCUCUCUCUCUCUCUAAGCUUCGGCGGCGCAGCCAUGGCUUCUCUCUCAGCAGCGAUCUCACACUCUUCUUCGCACGUCGCAUUGGCUCACAACACGAAGCCGAAGAAGAUCCGCCAAUCGCAAUGCCGCACUCUUCCUCUUCCUCACCGGUCACCUAUUUGCCGAUUGGGUUUUGUAUCCCAGGGGGGCAGUAAAGAGGCAUCAAAUACCCGUGUAUUUACUUCAGUUAAAGAUGUAUUACUGGAUGAAUCUGCGGAAAAGGUUCAGCUUCCCAAAGGUGACACAUGGUCAGUCCAUAAAUUUGGAGGCACAUGUGUGGGAAGUGCCGAAAGAAUGAAGAGUGUUGGGAAUAUAAUUCUGAAUGAUGAUUCAGAAAGGAAGUUGGUGGUUGUCUCUGCAAUGUCGAAGGUCACAGAUAUGAUGUAUGACCUCAUUAAUAGAGCUCAAUCACGGGAUGAAUCGUAUAUAUCUGCACUGGAUGCUGUUUUAGAGAAGCAUAGAUCGACCGCACUUGAUCUACUAGAUGGGGAUGAUCUUGGUAGUUUCUUGUCACAGUUGCAUCAUGAUGUCAAUAACCUUAAAGCGAUGCUUCGGGCAAUAUACAUAGCUGGUCAUGCAACAGAAUCUUUUACAGAUUUUGUUGUUGGACAUGGAGAGCUAUGGUCUGCUCAAAUGUUAUCGGCGGUUGUUAGAAAGAAUGGGAUCGAUUGCAAAUGGAUGGAUACAAGGGAAGUCCUUAUUGUAAAUCCUACUAGUGCUGAUCAAGUUGAUCCUGAUUACCUGGAAUCGGAAAAAAGACUUGAAAAUUGGUAUUCCAAGAAUCCAUCUCAGAUAAUCAUAGCAACUGGUUUUAUUGCUAGCACACCGCAAAAUAUUCCUACUACCUUGAAGAGAGAUGGAAGUGACUUCUCUGCAGCUAUCAUGGGUGCGCUGUGCAGGGCCGGUCAAGUCACAAUCUGGACAGAUGUUGAUGGUGUCUACAGUGCAGAUCCCAGAAAAGUUAACGAGGCAGUGAUUCUCGGGACACUUUCUUAUCAGGAGGCUUGGGAAAUGUCAUACUUUGGGGCAAAUGUGUUACACCCCCGCACCAUAAUCCCAGUGAUGCGAUAUAACAUUCCAAUUAUAAUAAGGAAUAUUUUUAACCUCUCUGCUCCUGGAACGAAGAUUUGCCACCCUUUAGUAAGUGACAAAGAAGAAAACCAAACUGUGGAGUCUCUUGUCAAAGGAUUUGCAACAAUAGACAACUUGGCCCUUGUAAAUGUUGAGGGAACUGGGAUGGCUGGUGUUCCAGGCACAGCUCAUGCUAUUUUUGGUGCUGUAAAAGAUGUGGGAGCCAAUGUUAUUAUGAUAUCUCAGGCUAGUAGUGAACAUUCUGUGUGUUUUGCUGUGCCUGAGAAGGAAGUAAAAGCUGUUGCAGAGGCAUUAAAGUCUAGAUUUCGUCAAGCUUUGGACGCUGGACGUCUAUCCCAGGUUGCGAUCAUUCCAAACUGUAGCAUUUUGGCAGCUGUUGGCCAGAAAAUGGCAAGUACUCCUGGUGUUAGCGCCACUCUUUUCAGUGCACUGGCAAAGGCAAAUAUUAAUGUUCGUGCUAUUGCUCAAGGAUGUUCUGAGUUCAAUAUUACCGUGGUUGUUAAACGAGAAGAUUGUAUAAAGGCCCUAAAAGCUGUCCACUCUAGAUUUUACUUAUCAAGAACUACAAUAGCAGUGGGCAUAAUUGGGCCUGGCUUGAUUGGCAGUACAUUACUAGAGCAACUGAAGGAUCAGGCAGCAGUCCUUAAGGAAGAAUUUAAUAUUGAUCUGCGUGUCAUGGGAAUCACUGGUUCAAGGACAAUGCUUUUGAGUGAAUCGGGUAUUGACUUAUCUAGUUGGAAAGAACUUCAAAAGGAAAAAGGAGAAGCGGCUGAUUUACAGAAGUUUGUUCAACAUGUGCAUGGCAAUCAUUUUAUUCCAAAUACUGUCUUGGUAGACUGCACAGCUGACUCUGCUAUUGCGAGCCAUUAUUAUGAUUGGUUGCGGAAAGGAAUUCAUGUAAUCACCCCCAAUAAAAAGGCAAAUUCCGGACCACUUGAUCAGUACUUGAAGUUGAGAGCUCUUCAACGGCAGUCGUAUACACAUUACUUCUAUGAAGCCACUGUUGGAGCUGGUCUUCCAAUCAUUAGCACUUUAAGAGGUCUCCUCGAAACUGGGGACAAAAUAUUGCAGAUUGAAGGCAUCUUCAGUGGAACUUUGAGUUACAUCUUCAACAACUUUAUGGGUAAAGUAGCUUUCAGUGAGGUGGUGACUAAAGCAAAACAAGCUGGUUUUACAGAGCCGGAUCCAAGGGAUGAUCUAUCUGGAGCAGAUGUUCGUAGAAAGGUGAUAAUCCUUGCUAGGGAGUCUGGUUUAAAGCUGGAACUAUCUGAUAUUCCUGAGAAAAGUCUUGUGCCAGAACCAUUAAGAGCUAGUGCUUCAGCUGAGGAAUUUAUGCAAAAACUGCCACAAUUUGAUCAGGAAAUGAGUAAGAAACUACAGGAUGCGGAGGAUGCAGGAGAAGUCUUGAGGUACGUAGGGGUUGUGGAUGUGGUUAAGCAGAAAGGUGUAGUGGAACUGCGACGAUACAAGAAGGAUCACCCAUUUGCACAACUCUCUGGAUCAGAUAACAUUAUUGCUUUUACAACAACAAGAUAUCAAAAGCAGCCUUUGAUAGUCCGAGGACCAGGUGCUGGGGCCCAAGUCACAGCCGGUGGAAUAUUCAGUGACAUAUUGCGGCUUGCCUCUUACCUUGGUGCGCCAUCAUAGGAACACCACUCACAAGAUCUGAUCCAUUUGCACUGUUUCUUAGCCCUUUCAGGCUGUACUUUUACGCAUUUCCUGUUAGGGGCAUGUUCUUGUAGUUUAUGGCUUUUUUGUAUGGUAGCAAUCUAGGUUGAUCAGUGAAGCGGCUUUGAAACCUGAGGUAUAACUGUAGGAAAGCAGUAUUGCUAUUGGAAAGUAAGUGUAGUUUUAAGAAAUAGGUGCGGUGACUGCUCUUUUUGGGUUCUAGAGUGUAUAAUGUAUUCAUAAUUGGAAUCCUCACUAGUUUGUUGAGAAUUUAUAACUCGGCCCAAAAGUUGGAAAUAAAGCUUGAUUGUUGUCGUUGUC